This is a messenger RNA of Antechinus flavipes (yellow-footed antechinus), 3125 nucleotides long. It is a transcript of the gene SLC25A19, whose product is annotated as solute carrier family 25 member 19. Gene Ontology annotation, biological process: thiamine pyrophosphate transmembrane transport. The transcript is spliced from 8 exons. Gene Ontology annotation, molecular function: thiamine transmembrane transporter activity. The record is from RefSeq and is a predicted model, not a curated record. The coding region runs from base 403 to 1374 and encodes 323 amino acids. NCBI's taxonomy places the organism in Eukaryota, Metazoa, Chordata, Mammalia, Dasyuromorphia, Dasyuridae. Gene Ontology annotation, cellular component: mitochondrial inner membrane.
UUAGGGUGGGGUGGAAAGAUUCUCCAGAGGCCGGAUUCUCAUCCUGGCCGGAUGGGGGAUAUAGAAGGACUAGAGGCCCUUCCCUCGGAAAGCGGCCAUUUGCCCAAAGGGCGGAGAGAGCCGCGAGAAAGGCCGCUGUGAUUGGAUCGUAGUCCCAUCACUCACAGCGGAUCUCCUCAGCUUCUUGUCAGGAGACGUCAGGUAAAGGAAAGAGUGGAGUGCGGAGCCGGGCAGGGCCUGCGGAGCCGGCAGAAAGUGGACAAAAACAAGUCAGCUAGAUGGAGCAGAUAGAGCACUGAGCCUGGAGUCAGAAAGACCUGAGUUUGAAUGUGACCCCAUAUACUCAUUAGCUGUGUGACCCUGGCUUAACGCGGAUGGACAUUGCACGUGAGAAAGGCAGGGAUGGUCGGUUAUGACCCCAAACCAAACAGGAAGAAGAAUUCCAAGGUAGAUGUGGCAGUGGCUGGGUCUGCCUCUGGACUGGUUACUCGGGCCUUGAUUAGCCCCUUAGAUGUCAUCAAAAUUCGCUUCCAGCUUCAGGUUGAGCACCUGUCAUCCAGUGACCCACAUGCAAAAUACUAUGGGAUAAUACAGGCAGCGAGGCAGAUCCUGAAGGAGGAAGGCCUAACAGCAUUCUGGAAGGGGCAUAUUCCAGCCCAAAUUCUCUCCAUAGGUUAUGGAGCUGUCCAAUUUGUGACCUUUGAGCUUCUGACUGAAUUGGUCCACAGAACUAUGAGACAUGAUCCACGUGACUUUUCAGUGCAUUUUGUAUGUGGUGGCCUCUCUGCCUGUACUGCCACUCUUGCAGUGCAGCCUGUUGAUGUUCUCCGAACUCGCUUUGCUGCUCAAGGGGAGCCUAAGAUCUACAGAAAUCUCCGACAUGGCGUGAUGAUGAUGUACAAGACUGAAGGUCCAUUGGCUUUCUACAGAGGCUUGCCACCCACUUUGAUUGCCAUCUUCCCUUAUGCGGGAUUCCAAUUCUCCUUUUACAGUGCCCUGAAGCAAGUCUAUGAAUGGGCCAUUCCAGUUGAUGGAAAGAAAAAUGCAAACCUCAAAAAUCUGCUAUGUGGCAGCGGAGCUGGUGUCAUCAGCAAGACUCUUACAUAUCCCCUGGACCUCUUUAAGAAGAGGUUGCAGGUGGGUGGCUUUGAGAAAGCCCGAGAACCCUUUGGGAAGGUCCGAAAAUAUCAGGGCUUGCUGGACUGCAUCAAGAAGAUUUUCCGAGAAGAGGGCACCCAGGGCUUCUUUAAAGGCCUCACUCCCAGCUUGCUGAAGUCUGCCAUGUCAACCGGCCUUGUGUUCUUCUGGUAUGAGUUAUUCUGCCACCUCCUCAGCUGCAGGAAUGCCUUAGACACCAGAAGAGAGGACAAGUGAGCCGAAGUCUUGGGCUUCAAGACUUGGACUUCAGGAGACCGGCUCCUUCGUGCCCUGUGGGGGGUCCUUCCUCCAUUACCUCCAAGCCCUUAACUCUGAGCACUCAGUGGGAUGGUAGCUCCCGUCUGCACUCAGUUCAUAUGCUGCCAAAAAAGGAACUUCUUUCGGAUUUCUAGGGAAAACUUGGGAGUUGGCAUAUAUAUUGACUAAGCUUUUAUUUUCCCCCAUUAGACCAAGGGGUAGAAAGAAGGCCUGACUUCCUCAUGUUACCCUUCUCUACUAGACACUUGAAAAGAACAGACUAGGUGCUGUAUCUGUACCCUCCUCAGGCUGAUGUUUGAGCAGUUUUAAGGCUGGUGUCUGACACUGCAAGUGGUCCCUGUCCUGUUUUAGUCACCAGAAAUUAUAUUCCUUAGUUCAGAGUCUUCUCUUCUUCCUGCCCACAUACCUUACUACUUUUCUCUUAUUUCUCAAGUGACCUCCACCAUUUCUGUUGCUUAUUUGUUCCCCCUGUAAUGGCUACAGGAAGAAAUUACUUUAUCUUCAGUCAUUCUAAAAUUAGCCUGCCAGUGCAGGAGGUAAAGGCAGUCCCACCUUUUCCAAACUCCAUUUUCUGAAUAAUGUUUACCUUCCUUCAUUGCAGCUCAUCCCCCUUUUUUGUACUUUAAGGAGAAUCAGUGCCAAACUGAGGGACCUCCUCAUCCCCAGCUGCCUGGACCUUGAUGUCUGGGCAGACACGAUUUGAAUGUUCUCUCUGCAUGGACCAGACUGUUCACUGACAGCCUUCUCUUAGGGGCCUUGGGCUUUGGGGAAACAAGCAAAAGAUGACAGGGACUUGAAAGUGGUGGUGAGUAGAUGGGUGUAGAAGGGGAGGGGAGGAGUGACCAACCUCCCUAGGAUUUCAUUUUCCCUUUAUAUACCAACUACUCAUUCCCUAAAAUAACACUUCCAAGGAAAUUUGGGAGAGCAGAGGCUGCUGCCCCUAUGUGUGUUUGGCUCUGAACAUGCCCUGGUGAUGACCAUUCAUGGGCUGGUGCCUGACGAGUGAUUCCCAUGGGCCCUGUUAUUAAGCUUAGCAAAGGUGACCUGUUGUGGUGAGGGCGGGGUUCACAGCUCUGCAGUGGUGAGGCUAGAGGAACCCAUGCUUGAUAUUUAUUUAGAAUCACUGGAAAUAUGAGUUGGGUAUGGAGGAGGUGGGGAAAGCUGAGGCAGACCACAGCAGCCAUACUCCUUGCCUUCAUCCAUGCUCAUUGAGUGUUCUAGGGCCUACACCCUGGAGCCUGGCUGAGUAGUCAGAGAAUCCAAACUGAGUGAGGAUUGCUGGCUUUUCCACAAUACUGGAACUUAUUUGAGGGAGCUAGAAGGGUUGCUUUGAGCUGCAGAUCCUGAGAAAGGGGCCUUAAUUGUCCCUCCUGCUGCCUCUCUGACCCACAAACCUUGAGGGCCUACAGCUGAAGGAAGCUGGGCUUUAAUAACUAGUUUAUAAUUUCUGUUUCAUGAAAUCCAUGACACUCAGAAAUGUUGGAGAGUGAGAAACUUUACUUUUCAGACCAUCUUUUUCUGUACCUUGGAUGCUGUCAUGUGAGUGAGCAGAAACUGCUGUAGAAAGCCUUCUCAUCAGGGUCCCCAGCUUGGCACCCAAGGGUUUGCCUCUUUGGAACUGUUGGGAAGUCAGCUCCCUGAAUGUAUUUUUAUACACUUCCAAAGUCAACAAUGUAUACUCAAAUGCAGUAAAAUCCUAUUUUCACCAA